This is a messenger RNA of Pelmatolapia mariae (spotted tilapia), 1665 nucleotides long. RefSeq names its product multidrug and toxin extrusion protein 1-like. The transcript is spliced from 17 exons. The record is from RefSeq and is a predicted model, not a curated record. Gene Ontology annotation, cellular component: membrane. Gene Ontology annotation, biological process: xenobiotic detoxification by transmembrane export across the plasma membrane. The coding region runs from base 1 to 1665 and encodes 554 amino acids. Gene Ontology annotation, molecular function: antiporter activity; xenobiotic transmembrane transporter activity. Lineage: Eukaryota; Metazoa; Chordata; Actinopteri; Cichliformes; Cichlidae.
AUGUGGUAUAUUGCUAGAUCCUGCCUGAAAAGCAUCAAGCGCUGGGUGCCUUUGGACUACAAGCAUGAAAUGGUUCAGCUUUUAAAACUUGCGGGUCCUGUGUUCAUUUCACAGUUGAUGAGCUUCCUGAUCAGCUUCGUCAGCGCGGUGUUCUGCGGUCACCUGGGAAAGACGGAGCUGGCAGGGGUGGCGUUAGCAAUGGCAGUCAUAAAUAUCACAAGUAUUUCCACCGGCUGUGGUUUGAUAUCAACAUUUGAUACUCUCAUAUCGCAGACUUAUGGAAGUGGUAACCUGAAGCUUGUAGGAGUGAUACUCCAAAGAGGAGUUUUGAUCCUCCUCUUAGCCUGUUUCCCCUGCUGGGCUCUCCUUAUUAACACUCAGUCCAUUUUGCUGGCUGUCAGGCAAAGCACGGAGGUUGCAAGACUGUCGCAGCUGUACGUGAAGAUCUUUAUGCCGGCUCUGCCAGCUGUCUUCAUGUACCAUCUGCAGGGGAGGUAUCUUCAGAAUCAGGGCACCAUGUGGCCCCAGGUGAUAUCCGGAGCCAUGGGAAAUGUUUUAAAUGCUGUUAUCAAUUACAUCCUCCUCAGUGUUCUGGAUCUGGGGAUUGCUGGAUCCGCAGCUGCCAAUGCCAUCUCACAGUACUCCCUGGCUGUGUUCCUGUUUUUAUGCAUCUACAUCAAAGGGCUGCACGUACCUACAUGGGAUGGCUGGUCUGGAGAUUGCCUGCAAGAAUGGGGUUCCUUCUUCCACUUGGCCCUCCCCAGUAUGCUGAUGCACUGUCUGGAGUGGUGGUUGUAUGAGAUUGCAGGGUUCCUGGCUGGUGUCAUCAGUGAAACAGAGUUGGCGGCUCAGUCUGUAGCUUAUGAAGUGGCUGUUGUAGUUUUCAUGUUUCCUGCAGGCUUUUCUGCCGCUGCCAGUGUUAGGGUUGGAAAGGCUCUUGGUGGUGGGAACACAGAACAAGCCAAGCUGUCCAGCAAAGUCUCCCUUCUCUGUGCAUUGAUUGUCUCAUGUUUCCUUGGAGCCGGUCUUGGUAUAGCCAAGGAUGUGAUUGGUUACAUAUUUACCACAGAGAGAGACAUUAUACAGAGGGUGGCUAAUAUCAUGAAGAUAUACAGUUUCAUCCAUGUUGCUGAGGCUAUUGCGGGUGUGACAGGAAGCAUUGUCAGGGGGGCAGGGAAGCAGAAGAUUGGUGCGCUGUGCAGCUUGGUGGGAUACUACCUCAUUGGGUUCCCGAUUGGAUUAUCUUUAAUGUUCCCUGUGAAAAUGGGAAUUUUAGGGCUUUGGACUGGGUUUUUAGUUAGUGCUUCUCUACAGUCCAUAUUUUUUAUAGCUUUCCUGUGUAAACUAAACUGGACAAAAGCCACUGAGGAGGCACUUGUAAGAGCAGGAGUCCAAAUUACAGAGAGGAAUACUAAUGGUAAGCAAAAAAAAAAUUCCUUCAGUAGCUUUUGGGAAAAAUGCAUAACGACCAUCCGAUCCAGUUCUCUGAUUCCAGUAGAAGAAAGGCCAGAGCCACUCAAUUCAGAUGAGAGGGCCUUGGGCGCCGUGGCCUUAUCCACCAGGCAGCUGGUGUUACGGCAUGGUGCCACUGUGCUGCUAAUGUUCGUCAUCCUUGCUGCUGGAGUUAUCAUCAGCGAGAUUCUCAUCAGACGCCUUGAAAAGUGA